AUGGCAACAUAUACCAGUAGAGGUAUUGAUGGCCACCAGGGCUUUACCACCCAGCAUCAAUAUCCACGUCUUGAACGUGAAGCGGAACGACUGCUUACUAAUUUUCCAGAAAUGCUGUUCGGCCGACUCUUGUGCUGGAUGAACGAAGAUUUUUACGUGGCCAAGAAUCUGCUAAACGUCACAGCAAUUUCGUGCUCCAUGCGGAUAUAUGCUUUGCUUGAGAUAGUGAGGGAAAAGGCCCCUAGUAAACAGGAGCUGGCAGUGUUCACGUCGCUGUCGGAAGCGAAACGUGGUCCUGAGGAUCUUGUGCGCUGCUUUGCCUACAUGCUGCCUACACUGCGAGCGUGCGGACAUGAUGCUGAAUACCGAGCUAUCGAAAAGGACUUUGGCUUGCGACAAUGCAACAAGCGUCGGGACACAUUUCUCGCCACGGCGGUUGUUUGUGACGCAUCCUGUCCGGAGCGAGACCAGCGAAACGCUCGCGUCGUUGUCGAACAUCCAUGGCUCACUCGCAACGUCUUACUUGCUACCUGUCGUGAGCUUUGCGAGAUGCAAUCUCACUGA
Molecule: messenger RNA, 564 nt
Organism: Peronospora farinosa
Lineage: Eukaryota; Oomycota; Peronosporomycetes; Peronosporales; Peronosporaceae
Source: the annotation of a GenBank genome assembly